AUGGCUUUUAAAUUCAAUUUUCUCCUUUCUGCUACUCUUUUGAUUGUAGUAAUUGCUUUCACCUUCUGUCAUGUUUCUGCGGUAAAUAAUGAUCGAAAGUUAUUGAAUUCAUUCCCUUCAAAUGGUGAUUGGCAGUCGAUAAAAGAUAUAGAUGAUCCUAAAGUGAUGGACAUUGCAAAAUUUGCGGUAAAUGUGGAAAAUAGCCAAUUACUGGUUAAAUUGGAAUUUCUGAGUAUAUCUGAUGGAAGAUUUAAAGUUGAUAAUAAUGGCAUCACUUAUGAACUGUCAAUUCUGGCAUCAGAAUUCGAAGAACCAAUCGAGUUAGAAGUGGUUGUUUUCGAAAAUUCUAAGGACAAUGCUAAAAAAGUUAUUUCAGUCGAUGACUUUUAG
Messenger RNA from Capsicum annuum, 390 nucleotides. RefSeq lists its product as uncharacterized. The transcript has a single exon. The coding region runs from base 1 to 390 and encodes 129 amino acids. Gene Ontology annotation, molecular function: cysteine-type endopeptidase inhibitor activity. The record is from RefSeq and is a predicted model, not a curated record. NCBI's taxonomy places the organism in Eukaryota, Viridiplantae, Streptophyta, Magnoliopsida, Solanales, Solanaceae.